Messenger RNA from Alnus glutinosa, 2012 nucleotides. RefSeq names its product receptor-like protein kinase FERONIA. Gene Ontology annotation, molecular function: transmembrane receptor protein tyrosine kinase activity; ATP binding. Bases 47 to 1702 code for a protein of 551 amino acids. Gene Ontology annotation, cellular component: plasma membrane; plasmodesma. NCBI's taxonomy places the organism in Eukaryota, Viridiplantae, Streptophyta, Magnoliopsida, Fagales, Betulaceae. The record is from RefSeq and is a predicted model, not a curated record. The transcript has a single exon. Gene Ontology annotation, biological process: protein autophosphorylation.
UUGCUUAACCCCACUCACCCAUCAGUUAGAUUCUACUCAUUUCACCAUGCAAAGCUCAUGCAAAUCAUAUGUCUGCCUCUUCUCUGUUUUUGUCUCCCUGAAUUACCUAACAACCGUAACCGCUAAGCCCGCCUCCUCUCCUUAUUCCGGCACGGAUAAUGUCGUGCUUAACUGCGGCUCCUCUGCUAUCUCAACUGACCCUGAAUGCAAGGAGUGUACCGGAGAUGUUGGUUCAAAAUCCAUUCCCUCACAACCUAAUGAAACCUUGACAGUCUCAAAAAACAACAGUACCGCUCCAAAACACAAGUACUCAAAACGCACGAAAUCGCUCUUGUUCCUCGCCAUUUUUGGAGCUUCCCUAGGUGUCGCAACUGUUUUUCUUCUCUUGGGCUUAACAAUUUUCAUGCAGAGGAAGAGAGCAAAGCCCCACAAGAACCAAACAUCAGUAGCUCUUGAAGGAUUGUGCCGUCGAUUUACUCUGGCAGAGAUUCGUACUGCCACAAAUAAUUUUGACAGGAAUCUUAUCAUUGGAAGAGGCGGCUGUGGCUACGUGUUUAAAGGUCACAUCGAUGAUGAACUCAAACCGGUAGCCAUCAAGAUCUUUGGGCCAACCUCGAAACAAGGGUUCCACGAGUUUCGAACGGAGAUCGAAAUGCUAUCAAAGCUCCGUCACCCCCACCUGGUCCCUUUGAUCGGUUACUGCAACGAUGAGCCGCACAUGAUCAUUGUGUAUGACUUCAUGGCCAACAGAACGCUUCGUGAUCAUCUUUACAACACGGAUAAUCCUCCGUUGUCAUGGAAGCAGAGGCUGGAGAUUUGUAUUGGUGCCGCUCGAGGACUAUUGUACCUCCAUGAAGGGGCGGAACACCCGAUCAUACACCGCGACGUCAAUACCAGCAACAUUCUGCUCGACGAGAAUUGGGUGACCAAGGUUUCGGACUUUGGGCUGUCCAGACGGGGCCCUACAAGCCUGUCAAAGAGCCACGUCACCACGGAUGUGAAGGGCACCUUCGGGUAUAUGGACCCGGAGUAUUUCUGGACCUCUCAUCUAACGCUGAAAUCCGACGUGUUUGGGUUUGGGGUGGUGUUGUUUGAGGUGUUGUGCGCAAGACCAGCGGUGGAUACGGGUCUAGAUGAUGAGCAACAAAGUUUGGCCCUAUGGGCGCAGCAGUGUUUUGAAGAUCGUACACUUGAUCGGAUCAUUGAUCCCCGUCUGAUCGGUAAAAUUGCGCCGGAGAGCUUAAAGGUGUACGCGAAGAUUGCGUAUAAAUGUUUACACGAUUUUAGAGAUCGACGGCCCAAAAUGGCUAAAGUGUUGAGGGCCCUUGAGCUUGCAAUGGAGUUGCAGGAGAUUGCUGAUGGUGGGGCUCAUACGGUGGUGAUCGACAAGGAAGUUCCAUCACGUGGGAAAGGGAAUCCGGUGGUGUCAAGACCAGCGAACAAUGGUGAUCUGGUGCAUUUGUGUCCAACGUUUUGGAAGAGCAGUAUAUCCCGAAAGGAACUUGUAAGGUUUUUCAGUGACAAGGCAUUUAAAUGGGUUAAAUCACCAAAGCCUCGCUGUCUAAAGGCAUAUUGUUGUGGGGCUCCCGAGUAUGAUGGCUUGCCACGUGUCCAGGUGCAAAAGCCUAAUUUAAGAUGCGGCGGACCAUAUACGACGCCGGGGAAGAUUUUAAUUGAGAUUACAAACGUCGAAGUCCAAUAAUUGUACAUAAAUGAAAGAAUGGCACGUGGAGGCGACGAUCUGCUGUCCGGCGUGGGGCAGUGGCAGCGGGCGGUGGCUGGGAGGGUUUUUUUUUUUUCGUUUUUUAAACUGAAAGAAGGGUUACAUCCAGUGUUUUGUUAACACUUGUUUUUCUUGUUUAAUGCUGAUGUGUCAGUUUCUCAUUUGUUGGCAGAAAAGUCUUGGGUUUUGCCAAAACCUGAUAGAAGUUAUUCUCUUUUGGUUGACUUGAACAUUCCAAGGCAAUGUAAAUAUUCUUGAUAGAAAAAGCAAUACUUGUUUUAAAGGUGCA